AACCACAGAAAGUUAUUGAUUUUAAGAGGCUCUCCAUGUCAUCUCCCCAUAGUCUGCUGCUCUGAGAUCAAGUGUAAAACCGACCUGCUGUCAUGUGUUGAUAAGAGAAAUCUAUCCUGUGAUAUUUUUGCACACUGAGUCAUUAUGGUCCGUCUAACAGUGCAUCUGAUCGCAAAAUCAAGCAAUUACUCAAAAACCUGCAGAAGUGAAUCUCUCCAGCAGUAUCUGAAGAAACUGACCCAUCUCAGCUUCUCAAACAAAAGUAUAGAGGAAAUUGAUGAUCUAUCAAGGUGCAGAAACCUCACAGUCCUGUACCUAUAUGACAACCAAAUAUCACAAAUCUGCAACUUGGGGUUUGCCUCAAACCUUACUCACUUAUACAUGCAAAAUAACAAUAUAUUUUGCAUAGAGAACCUCUCUUCUCUGGAUAAGCUCUCCAGACUGUUCUUGGGAGGAAACAGCAUCACUGUGGUGGAGGGAUUAGAUGAGCUGAAAAGCCUGAAGGAGCUGCAUGUGGAAGGUCAGAAACUACCCCGUGGAGAAAAACUGGUCUUUGACCCCCGUUCUAUAUCUAGCCUCUCUGAAACUCUGUGCAUUUUAAAUAUCAGCAAAAAUAACAUUGACGAAAUAUGGGACUUGGCCCCUCUCAGAAAACUGACCCAUCUUUAUGCUACCGAUAACCAGCUACAGGACAUACAUGUCAAGAGGGAUAAACAUUCCAGUGAGGACUGGUAG
Molecule: messenger RNA, 735 nt
Organism: Sinocyclocheilus anshuiensis
Lineage: Eukaryota; Metazoa; Chordata; Actinopteri; Cypriniformes; Cyprinidae
Product: protein phosphatase 1 regulatory subunit 42-like
Exons: 6
Coding region: 145-735 (196 amino acids)
Molecular function (GO): protein binding
Source: RefSeq, a predicted model, not a curated record